AUGCAAGGCAAAUCGGAGAAGAAGAAAUCUCCUCCGUUGUCCCCGACAAUUCGGAUUCCACUCCGUUGUCCUGUUUCCACCCCGUGUAAAAGUCGGCGGCAGCGACGCGACGUGGGUUGCCGGACCUGCGCCAACUACGCCCGUUCCCAACUGUCAUCCGCCGCGGACUUCGUCCUCAACUACGUCUUCCUCCAGCACAACGCCACCGACCGGCGAGGGUACCAGCAGGUCAAGCUCUUCGUCAACAAAUUCAACGCCUCCCACGUGGCGUACACGGGCGCCAAGGAGAUCUACUUCAGCGCCGACUUCAUCGAGACCUACUUGGCCCCGGACCUCAAGAGGGAGUUCUCCGGCGUGCCGUACAGGGAGAUGGCGCACGUGUGGCUGUGA
Messenger RNA from Linum tenue, 390 nucleotides. Lineage: Eukaryota; Viridiplantae; Streptophyta; Magnoliopsida; Malpighiales; Linaceae. The record is from the annotation of a GenBank genome assembly.